This is a messenger RNA of Brugia pahangi, 960 nucleotides long. Lineage: Eukaryota; Metazoa; Nematoda; Chromadorea; Rhabditida; Onchocercidae. The record is from the annotation of a GenBank genome assembly.
AUGCGAAAGCGCCAUAGAGAUCGAAAACUCGGGGGUUCGGAGGGUAAAGAUGAUGUUUCCUGUUGUGGUCGUCCCAGACGAAAAAAUGAGUCUCAUCGAAGAAAACACCACCGUCGUCACAGAAGGCAUAAAUCAAAACGCCUGCACAAAAGCCAAAAGGAUGUAAUUGGAACGAAAGAAGAUAUUCCGUCACCUUUACGCCCACCAACACUGCCACUACCACAGUCAUCAACCUUAGCUGCAGCGAUGAAGGAGAAACAAAAAGAAGAUAAGGAAUCUGGAGAAAUGACAAGUGCAAAUCAAGGCAAAAUGUCCACAUCAGGAGAAGUUACCGGGCAAGGAAAGGCCAGCGCUUUUCCAAAAUUUCCGAAUUUGCCAAGCAGUCAAUUAGGGACGUCAAGUUCGCCUCCAGCAUUACCAUCACGUGAUAGCCAAAAAGUUGAAGGACGUGAAAACCCAUAUCAACUAGCAAUUAUGAACAAAGCCGAAUUAUUGCAAGAACUAUGCAUCACUCAGUGUACUCGUGAUGGAUACGAGAUAAGUAGACUGGCAUAUACGACAUGUUUUCCGCUUUGCAAAAAACCCAAUUUUAUUUACUUGCCCAAGCUGAGAUUUACGGCAAAUAACAGUGAAGAAUCUGCGCAAAAGAAGUCGGCCAAACAAAGUGGGAUUGAUUUACUGCAAGAAAGAGCGCCACCAGUUAAAAUUUCUCAAAAUCAUACACCUGAUUUGCUAAAGGGAAAAAAUUUUACAACAGAGACCAAGAUAAGCGAUUUUGUGCAAAACAUAAAUGAAUGUUGCUUGGCUCUUCGAAAAGCUCUGAGAAAUAUUUCUAAUCUUAAGCUAUUGGCUACUGGAGAGACACUGAGAGAAGUACAUAAGUACGAUGCAGAUUCAAAGGCAAUCGUAAAUGAUUUGACAUAUCUUCGAAAACUCAUCGACAGAAAGUUUACAACAUAA